AUGCUACUCAAGAGCCUAUUUUCCGUCAUCACCGCCGCUACGGCUCUUCUUCCAACCGCCCACGCCGGAACAAGCCACGGAGCCCUAAAGACCUGCCAUUAUAAGAUUCUAAGGCUAAACCACCACAAGUGGGAGGAUCGCGGCGAAGGUUCAGCCUCGCCCGGCUCAACGCAAACAAUCGAGGGAACCGAGGUUAAAUUUAGCAAAGACUGCUUGCCGAGUCAUAAAAACCGGGGUUUGUAUAUAGAGAUGAAGACACCCAGCUUCCAGCCGGCAUAG
This is a messenger RNA of Pyricularia pennisetigena, 279 nucleotides long. RefSeq lists its product as uncharacterized. The record is from RefSeq and is a predicted model, not a curated record. Bases 1 to 279 code for a protein of 92 amino acids. The transcript has a single exon. Lineage: Eukaryota; Fungi; Ascomycota; Sordariomycetes; Magnaporthales; Pyriculariaceae.